AUGGCUCUGAUUUCGUCAUCAUCAUCCCUAAUCACGUUCAAGGUCAAACCUUGCGUUUUCGGGCCUCCUCGAAGAUCCGUCGUGGUGCGGAAUUGUGCCAAGCCAACGGCGUCUCCAAUAGCGACAAGUUGGAGCAUUGAUAGUUGGAAGACGAAGAAGGCGCUUCAGCUUCCGGAGUACCCUGAUGCGAAUGAAGUGGAUCAAGUUCUCCAAACCCUUUCGAGUUUUCCCCCUAUUGUGUUCGCCGGCGAGGCCAGGAAUCUGGAGGAGAAACUGGGUCAGGCUGCGAUGGGGAACGCUUUUCUCCUUCAGGGCGGGGAUUGCGCUGAGAGCUUCAAGGAAUUCAAUGCCAACAACAUCCGUGACACCUUCCGUGUCAUCCUUCAAAUGGGUGUCGUCCUCAUGUUCGGUGGCCAAAUGCCUGUUAUAAAGGUGGGGAGAAUGGCCGGUCAAUUUGCAAAGCCAAGAUCAGAUCCAUUUGAGGAGAAGAAUGGAGUGAAGCUUCCUAGUUACAGGGGUGACAAUGUGAAUGGCGAUGCAUUCGAUGCAGCAUCCAGAAUCCCCGAUCCACAGAGGAUGGUAAGAGCUUACUGCCAAUCUGUGGCUACUCUGAACCUCUUGCGGGCGUUUGCCACAGGAGGUUACGCUGCCAUGCAAAGGGUUAACCAAUGGAAUCUUGAUUUCAUGGAGCAUAGUGAACAGGGAGACAGGUACCGUGAAUUGGCUCAUAGAGUGGAUGAAGCUCUUGGGUUCAUGAAUGUUGCUGGGCUCACAUCUGAUCACCCAAUCAUGAGUACAACAGACUUUUGGACCUCCCAUGAGUGUUUGCUUCUCCCUUAUGAGCAAGCACUUACUAGGGAGGAUUCUACUUCGGGGCUUCAUUAUGAUUGCUCAGCUCACAUGCUGUGGGUUGGGGAACGUACCCGCCAACUUGAUGGUGCUCAUGUUGAGUUCUUGAGAGGAGUUGCUAAUCCACUUGGCAUAAAGGUGAGUGAUAAGAUGGUUCCAGAUGAACUUGUUAGGCUGAUAGACAUUCUCAACCCUAAAAACAAGCCUGGCAGAAUUACAGUAAUUGUUAGAAUGGGAGCUGAGAACAUGCGAGUGAAGCUUCCUCAUCUUAUCAGGGCAGUUCGCAGAGCAGGCCAAAUUGUCACUUGGGUCAGCGACCCCAUGCAUGGCAACACCAUUAAAGCUCCAUCAGGACUUAAAACCCGCUCUUUUGAUGCAAUAAGGGCUGAGUUGAGGGCAUUCUUUGAUGUGCAUGACCAAGAAGGGAGCUACCCAGGAGGAGUUCAUUUAGAGAUGACUGGACAGAACGUGACAGAAUGUGUUGGAGGCUCAAGGACUAUUACUUAUGAUGACUUGAGCUCUCGCUACCACACUCAUUGUGAUCCAAGGCUUAAUGCCUCUCAGUCUCUGGAGCUUGCAUUCAAUAUUGCAGAAAGGUUGCGCAAAAGAAGGCUCAAUUCCACACAAUCACUUUGA
Molecule: messenger RNA, 1485 nt
Organism: Sphenostylis stenocarpa
Lineage: Eukaryota; Viridiplantae; Streptophyta; Magnoliopsida; Fabales; Fabaceae
Source: the annotation of a GenBank genome assembly